Messenger RNA from Drosophila arizonae, 654 nucleotides. RefSeq names its product BthD selenoprotein (gene BthD). The record is from RefSeq and is a predicted model, not a curated record. NCBI's taxonomy places the organism in Eukaryota, Metazoa, Arthropoda, Insecta, Diptera, Drosophilidae. Gene Ontology annotation, cellular component: Golgi apparatus.
UUCUUAGUGCUAUCAGCGCGCCUUUUCUUAAAACGCAGUUUUCUUAUUAUAAAUAAAAAUGCCACCAAAGCGUGCUAAAAAGGCUGUUCCUAAAUCUUCACCGGCAACAAGCGACGAGUCCAAGGCUCUGGAUGCGAACAGUCCGGUGCUAUAUAUUGAGCAUUGUCGCUCUUGACGGGUCUUUCGUCGUCGCGCCGAGGAGUUACAUGCUGCUCUGCAAAGUAAAAUUCAAGAUGCAGAUCAGCCUUUCCAGCUCCAAUUGCAACUUAAUGCCCAGGGUGCACCCAGACGCGGAGCAUUCGAGUUGUCCUUCGCCCCACAUCCUACAACAAUAGUCAACGAACAACAAUCCCUUUGGUCCGGUCUGAAACGCACACCGCGUGCCCAAAAAUUUCCCAAUGUCGAUGAAAUAUAUCAGCAAAUAAUGCAAAUAAUCAACAAGAGUACGGAGAAAACGAACAAACGCAAACGUUCAUCAUCAUCGCCGCCAACAUCCUCAUCCAGAUUGCCAAAACGUGCAAAAGAUGCAGCCAUUGAGUCUCCAAAAGCAAAAGUCUCCAAAUGAUGUGAUUUUGCAUCGCUUAGUUAAUUGACAUCGAUAGUUUUUCAGCAGUAGCGCCAUAUGAUCAAUGAACGGUAAAUCCCCAACAGGAG